AUGUAUUGUAUUACAUACUUGAAUGACAUUCUACUUGAUUAUAAGGGUGUUGGUAAAGCAGUAGACUCCAGCGACCCAAUUACUCCAUGGAGAAUGCCAAGAGGUUAUGGUGGGACUGCUAUACUAUGGAAGAAAAAUCUUGACUCCAUAGUCACUCCACUGUCUAUAGGAAAUAAUCGUAUACAAUGCAUAGAGAUCAAUGGUGACCCAAAUUUAUUAGUCAUUUCAGUAUAUUUGCCGUGUAAAGGUUCAACAAAUAGUCAAACAGAAUUUCAAGAAUGUCUAGAUCUUUUGAAUGAAAUAUUGACAACCUAUGAACUAACACACCAAAUAAUAAUAGGUGGUGACUUUAAUGAGGAAAUCUUUGGAUCUAAUGACUCGAUAAGACAGAAAUAUAUAGUGUCAUUUAUGGACGAACACUGUCUGUGUACAAAAGAUACUGGAAAAACAUUCAUUAGCGCUAAUGGGAGUGAUUGUACUGCAAUCGACUAUAUACUUUUUCAAGAAACUUUUAAAGAAUCAAUCAUUAAUAUUAGGAAAUGUGAUUUAGUUGGGAAUGUUUCUGACCAUUAUCCUCUUCUAUUGUCUUUGGAUUUCAAAACAACUAAGAGUUCAAAUACGAAAACAGAAUUUAAGACUAAAAUGAAAGUUAAAUGGGAUAAAGCAGACUUGUUGAAGUUCACUGAGAUAAUUAAUGAGGAACUUAUUACAUCUUUAAAAGUUAUAAAUACAAAAGAUGAUAUAGAAACAGGUUUUCAUGAUAUAACAGCUGUAAUAACAAAAGCCACCAAUGAGAUAGCACAAAAACCAAAAAUUCGAAAGAAUAAACCAAAAUCAAAAGUAACGUCUGAAGAAAUUUUAAAAGCUAUUAAGAAUAAGAAAUCAGCAUUUUAUUAUUGGAAAGCAAAUGGACGGCCAACUACUGAUUGCUUAGAUCCUUUUCUACUUGAAAAGAAAAUUACAACACAGGAACUGAGAAAAACUUGUAGAUUGGAAAUUGCACAAAAACGCAUGCAAGAAAGAAAUGAAAUUAUUGAAGCAAGUUCAUCAAACAAAACUCUCUUCUAUAAACUUAUCAACAAGCAACGUGGAAAACUAUCUAGACGUAUAGAUGAGCUGAAUGUAGGUGAUAACAUUUAUAACACUCCAGAGCAAAUAAUGGAGGGGUGGAAAAUACAUUUUGGUCAACUAGCAGAAAACACUCUUGAUGAAAAUUUUGAUUCCAAUUAUCUAAAGAAUACUGAAAAUGAAUAUAAAAACAUCAUUGAACUCUGCAGUGAGCAAUUUAUUCAUGUUAAUGUAACACAGGAAGAAAUUUUAAAAGCUAUAAACAGUCUGAACCGAAACAAGGCAGCAGAUUUCUAUGGCAUUACAGCUGAGAAUAUUAUCCACGGCGGUGCCAACCUUUUAACAUACUUACAAGCUUUAAUCAACAAAUCAUUUGAAAAACAUUUUAUUCCUGAUUCACUCAAAAUUGGAACCCUCUUUCCGGUAUUUAAAAAUAAAGGAGAAUGUAAAAAUGCAAAAAACUACAGAGGAAUUACUGUAACACCAACAUUCUCAAAAGUUAUCGAGAAGAUACUAAAAUUUAGAGAGAACUGUAAAAUAAUAAUAUGUCAAAAUCCGUUACAAAGAGGUUUCACAGAAAAUUCAUCACCAUUACUUUGUGAACUUAUAGUAGAAGAAUUUGAAAGAGAGAAUAAAGAUCUUAAGCGCCCAACAUAUAUAGGCCUCCUGGAUGCAAAAUAUGCCUUCGAUGUAGUGGUUCACGCAAACUUAAUUAAAAGACUUCAUCAAUAUGGUUUUUCAAAUCAAUCAAUAUUAUUGAUAGACAAUCUUUACCAAAAUGCAGUGUCAUAUGUCAAAUGGGACAAUAGCUUCUCAGAAGAUUUCUUUAAAAUAGAACAAGGUGUUCGGCAAGGCGGCACUCUCAGUGCUGAUUUAUAUAAACUAUAUAUAAAUCCUCUUUUGAAUUUUCUAUGUGACUCUGGACUUGGUGGAAAAAUUGGAAACAUUAAUUGCUGUGCACCGACAUGUGCAGACGAUGUUGCACUACUUGCCUGUAACCCAUUAGAUAUACAAACAAUGGUAGAUAUAGCCGUGGAUUUCAGUAAGCGCGAAGGAUACCAUCUACAACCUUCAAAAAGCGUAAUUUUACCUGUAAAAAGCAAAGCUAAAACUAUAGAAACUAAUUUAGGAUUUUGGAAAUUGAACGAUACUGUAAUGCCAGUGGUAGACAAAGCUUCACAUAUUGGAAUAACGAGAUCUCAAAACAAUUCUGCACAAACAACUGUUGACGAAAAUUUAAAAAAAAACAGAAGGGCUAUCUACAGUCUAAUGGGAACUGGUCUACAUGGGGAGAAUGGUCUUGAUCCUGAAACAUCAAUUGCAAUGUUGAGAACAUAUAUUCUUCCAAUACUAACCUAUGGGCUUGAAAUUGUGAUACCAAAAGGCAAAAUUCUUGACAAUUUACAGAUCCAAUACAAAAAGUUACUUAAGCAAAUUCUUUCACUAAAUAUUAAUGUGGCUGACCCUGCUGUAUACUUAAUAUCUGGUUUACUACCUAUAGAAGCAGAAAUACACUUAAAAAUCCUAUCAUUGUUUGGAAAUAUUGCAAGAUCAAAUAAAAAUUCAUCUGAGUGGAAGCUAGCAGAAAGACAACUACAGAUUAAGAGCUUUGAUAGUAACAGCUGGUUUAUAGACAUGAAAAAGAUAUGUAUCAAAUAUAGUCUAGAAAACCCAUUAUCACUACUUUAUAUUGAUAUGUCAAAAGGAAAAUGGAAGAAAUUGACUACCACAGCAGUACAUAAAUAUUGGACAACAAGAAUUAAUGAAGAAAUAAUGUAUUACUCAAGCUUGAAAUACAUUCCAACAUCUUUAUUUAAAGUUGGGAAAAUUCAUCCUUUGGCCUUAGCGAACAGUGCUAAUCAAAGAGACAUCAAUAGAAUUCCAAUAAGAAUAAAAAUUGCAACUGGAACCUACAUUCUACAAACGAAUAGGGCAGCUUACAAUCAAAACAACGUUGAUCCAACUUGUAAAUUAUGUGACCAAGCAGAAGAAUCACUUUCACAUUUCUUGCUGUGUUGUAGAGCACUUGACCAAUUUCGUACACCAAUUUUGAAAAACAUUAUAUAUAAAUGUAGUGAGCUUCCUGCUUUGCAACAUUCUAAUAGUCAGCUUGACAUUUUGCAACUAAUUAUUAAUCCAUUCCACUAUGCUUGCAGUGCUGAGUCAGAAAAUGAUAUAAGCUAUAGAAUUGAACCUUUGUGUAGACAAUUAAUUUAUAAAUUACAAUAG
Mytilus trossulus (common blue mussel) is the source of this 3297-nucleotide messenger RNA. RefSeq lists its product as uncharacterized. Bases 1 to 3297 code for a protein of 1098 amino acids. The transcript has a single exon. NCBI's taxonomy places the organism in Eukaryota, Metazoa, Mollusca, Bivalvia, Mytilida, Mytilidae. Gene Ontology annotation, molecular function: catalytic activity. The record is from RefSeq and is a predicted model, not a curated record.